This is a messenger RNA of Crotalus tigris (Tiger rattlesnake), 2808 nucleotides long. It is a transcript of the gene MMP17, whose product is annotated as matrix metallopeptidase 17. The record is from RefSeq and is a predicted model, not a curated record. Gene Ontology annotation, biological process: collagen catabolic process; extracellular matrix organization; proteolysis. Bases 660 to 2429 code for a protein of 589 amino acids. Gene Ontology annotation, cellular component: extracellular matrix. Gene Ontology annotation, molecular function: zinc ion binding; metalloendopeptidase activity. Lineage: Eukaryota; Metazoa; Chordata; Lepidosauria; Squamata; Viperidae. The transcript has 10 exons.
CCUUCAUUCGGCCGGGGGUUGCUGGGUGGCGGCUGCGCCUCUCCGGCGAAGCUGUCGGAGGCGCGAGGCCCGGACUCAGCUGGGGGGGCUUCGGAUCGCUCCCCCACCCACCCACCCACCGACCGCGAUCCAGAGGGAGCGAGCGGUGGAUUCCUCGCAGCUCCGAGGAACUGCAGCUUCUUGGAGCGCCUGUCGGUCCGCUGUUGCUGCCUGCCUGCCUGCCUGUCCGGGCGCACCGGUUGCGCCAGAAAAGUUGGAGCCGACGCCGUUGCCCGCGAUCCAUCCAAACCCCCCUCCCCUCCUCUCCAAGAGUCCUCGGAUCUCAGAGGCUUGUUCUCCGGGCAGAGCAUCGCCGCCGCUUCUGCAACUGCGCCCCCGGACCCGGGUCCUCGCCUUCUGACGACGCGGGCUGGAGAGAAGGGGUGGGUGGGCUCCUGCUGUUGCUGUUGCUGCUGCUGCGAAGGGAGCGGCUUUCCCCCGGCGACAGUCCCCGCCGCCAGCCCGGGCAGCGCAGAAGCGCGGAUGUCGCCCUCCGUCUCUUCCCCCUUGCGGAUCGCCGGCGUCGCCCGGCGUCCUCCCCAGCCGUCCUCGGAGGCUCCGCGGCUGCAGGCGGCGGCGGUAGCGGCGGUAGCGGCGGCGACGGCAGAAGACUAAAAGGGAUGUUGGGGAGCUGUUGGCCCCGGCCGUGUCUGCCCCCCCAGGAGAUGUUUCUGAUGCUGGCCUUUUGCUUGGCGACGCGGCGGACCCUGGCCGCCCCCACCCCCACCGCCGAGGAGCUGGCGCGGGGAGUUGAUUGGCUGACCAAGUUUGGCUACCUGCCCCCAGCGGAUCCCAUCACAGGACAGUUGCAGACCCAAGAAGAGCUCACCAAAGCCAUCAUGGUGAUGCAACAGUUUGGAGGACUUGAAGCCACCGGCGUUCUAGACGAAGCCACCUUCAAACUGAUGAAGACACCACGCUGCUCUUUGCCGGAUCUUGCAGAAGCAAAGUCGAGGAAGAAACGAUAUACCCAAGGAGCUAACAAGUGGAAGAAAAGGAAUUUAUCCUGGAGAGUUCGAACGUUCCCCAAAGACUCCCAUCUGGGCCACGACACAGUUCGCGCCCUCAUGUACUACGCCUUGAAGGUGUGGAGUGACAUCACGCCUCUAAAUUUCCACGAAGUGGCCGGUAACAAUGCGGACAUCCAGAUUGACUUCUCCAAAACCGAUCACAAUGACGACUAUCCCUUUGAUGGCCCGGGCGGCACGGUAGCCCACGCUUUCUUCCCAGGAGAACAUCAUACCGCUGGAGACACUCACUUUGAUGAUGAUGAAUAUUGGACUUUCCGGUCAUCAGAUACCGAGGGGAUGGAUUUGUUUGCUGUGGCAGUCCACGAAUUUGGCCACGCUAUCGGCUUAGCCCACAUCUCUGCUACAGAGUCAAUCAUGAGGCCGUACUACCAGGGGCCGGUGGGAGACCCCCUGAAAUAUGACUUGCCCUAUGAAGAUAAAGUUCGGAUUUGGCAGCUCUAUGGAGUCAGAGAAUCCGUGUCUCCGACGGCGAAACCUGAAAUAUCGAAUGCAGAUAACCAUCCCAUGUUGCCAGAUUUCCCCGAGAAUCACUCCACUGUGCCGUUUAGAAGAGACGUGCCAAAUAGAUGCAGCACACACUUCGACGCCGUGGCCCAGAUCCGUGGAGAGGUUUUCUUCUUCAGAGGCAAGUAUUUUUGGCGACUGACUCGCAACAAGCACCUGGUGUCCCUUCAGCCAGCUCAGAUCCAUCGCUUCUGGAAGGGAUUGCCUCUCAACCUGGACAGCGUGGAUGCGGUGUACGAGAGGACCCGCGACCAUAAGAUCGUAUUCUUCAAAGGGGACCGCUAUUGGGUGUUCAAAGACAACAACGUUGAAGAAGGCUACCCUCGGCCCAUCUCGGAUUUCGGCUUGCCCUUAGGAGGCAUUGAUGCAGCUUUUUCCUGGGCCCAGAACGACAAGACCUAUUUCUUCAAAGAUGAUCUCCACUGGUGCUACGAUGACCACCAGCAGAGAAUGGAGGCGGGUUAUCCUUUAGAAAGCAGGCUGUGGAAAGGCAUCCCCAGCCAGCUGGACGAUGCCACGCACUGGUCAGAUGGGGCCACCUACUUUUUCAAGGGCAAGGAAUACUGGAAAGUUGCGGACAGUGACCUGGAGGCCGAAUCGGGCUAUCCCCGCUCGAUUGCAAAAGACUGGCUGGUGUGCAGCGACAUGCAGGCCGAUGCACCAGAGCCAGCUGGGCGCUCCAGGACCAGGGGACGCUCCCAACAGGGAUACCACGACGAAAGCCGAUCAGAAAGUGAAGUCUGCUCCUGUACCUCGUCUUCCUCUGACUUCCGGCCUCACAGCUCCCUCAGACUCGGCGGGGUUCUGGUCUCGGUCGCUCUGUGGACAGCGGUGUUGACGCACAGACCUCUAUGACCGACGGGGUUGCUGUGGACAGCAGCAAUUCAGGGGUGCAAAUGGAUGCUGGGGUGAAACGGACCCAGGUCCCCAGUUGCAGCCGUGUUAAGAAAGCGACAUCUAACAUUCCUAGCAAUGUGAUGUGGAAUUAGUUUCAAAUUCUCCAUGAGAAGCAAAAAGCAUUUUUAAUUAUUAUUAUUACCGUCGUUGUUGUUCUGAUUUCCUUCUGUUGGCUGAGGUGGGUUUAUGGCUCCCUUUUUCUUUUUUCUUUUCUUUUCCUUUCCUUUCCUUUCCUUUCUUUUAGUUAACUUUCACACCAGAUUUUGCAGAUUUUUCACUUCCUCCCCUCUGCCCAGUCUCCCCACCAUGCCUAUGAAUAAAGUUUCUCUACCUGCCA